Molecule: messenger RNA, 582 nt
Organism: Raphanus sativus (radish)
Lineage: Eukaryota; Viridiplantae; Streptophyta; Magnoliopsida; Brassicales; Brassicaceae
Product: probable fructokinase-4
Exons: 5
Coding region: 1-582 (193 amino acids)
Biological process (GO): fructose metabolic process
Cellular component (GO): cytosol
Molecular function (GO): fructokinase activity
Source: RefSeq, a predicted model, not a curated record
AUGAACCAACGUCGCUAUCGCGCUGCUUUUGUCGGAAAGCUCGGUGACGACGAGUUCGGUCACAUGCUCGCCGGGAUCUUGAAACAAAACGGCGUCUCCGCCGAAGGAGUCAACUUUGACACCGGAGCUAGGACGGCACUCGCGUUCGUGAUGCUAAGAUCCGACGGAGAACGUCAAGUUAGGUCAACCAAGUUCUCUGCUAAGGUGUUCCACUAUGGAUCAAUAAGCCUCAUCGUUGAGCCAUGUAGAUCUGCUCACCUGAAGGCCAUGGAGGUGGCUGAAGAAGCUGGUGCGUUGCUCUCUUACGACCCAAACUUGAGGCUGCCUUUGUGGCCCUCGAAGGAGGAGGCUAAGGAGCUGAUUCUUAGCAUUUGGGACAAAGCUGAAGUGAUCAAAGUCAGCGAUGAAGAGCUUAUGUUUUUGACUGGAGCUGAUAACGUUGAUGAUGAGACUAAUUUGUCUCUGUGGCAUGAUAACUUGAAACUUCUCUUGGUCACUUUGGGUGAAAAGGGUUGUAAAUAUUACACCAAGACAAUUGCUAAACCUGAUGCUGAAGCACCUUUGACCAAAGCCAAGAGCUGA